Messenger RNA from Penicillium concentricum, 2424 nucleotides. RefSeq lists its product as uncharacterized. Lineage: Eukaryota; Fungi; Ascomycota; Eurotiomycetes; Eurotiales; Aspergillaceae. Gene Ontology annotation, molecular function: protein serine/threonine kinase activity; ATP binding. Bases 1 to 2424 code for a protein of 807 amino acids. Gene Ontology annotation, biological process: protein phosphorylation; intracellular signal transduction. The transcript is spliced from 3 exons. The record is from RefSeq and is a predicted model, not a curated record.
AUGUUUAUCUCUCCAGAAUCCCAUACUAUGCACGACCCCGCCAAGAUUCCCGGCCAGGCCCCGGAGCCCGGUGACGCCGACGCCAAGUCCAAAGCCCAGCCUACCCAGGUCCGUUUCUCCUCUAUUACAGAGGAAAUUGAACCAGAUCAACCCGGACUGUCCCCUGUACCAGAGCAACCGCUACGAUCUCUAUCAGAAGAGCGAAAGCAAGCUUCGGAUGAGGAACAAUUACGGUCGCUGGCGAUGAGUAUGCAGGGCGCACAGCUUCAGGAGUCGCGCCUGCGCAACUUCUCUUUUGACCCAAUGUCUCUUCCUUCCUCCAGGGUUGCAUCUCGAGACUCGAGUGUUCGUAGCGGACAUGGCACCGGUGCCUUUGCCUCUCCACAUGCGUCUCCUCCGGUUUCUGCUGUACAGUCACCUCCUCUUACUCCAGCUGCAACGCAUUCUCGCGAAGGCAGAACCAGCGAGAGUGCCUCUCUGAAAUCUACCAGCCGACCCCACGUGCAGACUAAUUUCACUCCUGAAGCAUCACCACCAGUCGGAUCGACCGACCAGAACGGCUCGUCUAGACCCUCAUCCUCCCGACCCGUGUCCACCGAUCAUCUACCCACCAGAAAAAGUGAAGGUUCGGAUCGAGCUCCUCAUGCCAUUCAAUUACCGAGACAUCGUGCACAAUUCUUUAUUGGAAAUGAUGGGGGCUCCCAAGAAGAAAGCCCCCCGCCCACUCCAAGAGAGUCUCUUACCCCGCCAGGGAUUAUGACCCCUGUAGGCGAACCUAAUGAUCCAUAUGCGCGCCACAAGCGACCACCCCAGUCCAAAAACCUUGCCCAAUUGGAUCCCCGGUUUAUCUUCAGCGGUCGGGAUGUCAAGCGAGCACUUCGUCCGGGAGCUCCCCGAUCCACCAGCGCAAGUGACCUCAGCAAAUCUAGUGACAAGCGGAGUUUAUUUGGUUCCAAGAAGGAGCAGGGUGACAAGCUCCAGGGCCACCAGCAUCAGGGCUCUAUGUCUGAUCUGAAACGAUUCUUCAAAAUUGGCCAUCGCAGUAAGCGAUCCGAGUCCCCGUCGUCUAUGCCUAAGAAGUCGAGUCGAUCAUCUGGAAAGUCCACUCCGUAUCAAAUGGCUCCAGACAAUGUUCCUUUUGCCGAUGAUCAUGGUCUGAAUUCCAAGUAUGGAAAGUUGGGCAGGGUGCUCGGAUCUGGAGCUGGUGGCUCCGUGCGUCUUCUGAAGCGCAACAGUGACGGCGUCACCUUUGCAGUCAAGCAAUUCCGAGACCGUCACAACUGGGAGACCGUGAAGGAAUACUCUAAGAAGGUGACUGCAGAGUUCUGUAUUGGCUCCACCUUGCACCAUGGCAAUAUCAUCGAGACUUUGGAUAUCAUCCAAGAAGGCCCUCGCUGGUACGAGGUCAUGGAAUAUGCGCCGUUCGAUCUGUUUGCUAUCGUGAUGACAGGCAAAAUGAGCAAGGAGGAGAUCGCCUGCUCUUUCAAGCAGAUUUUGAGCGGUGUGGCGUACAUCCAUGGCAUGGGUCUGGCCCAUCGUGAUUUGAAACUGGAUAAUGUGGUGGUGAAUGACCGUGGCAUCAUGAAACUCAUUGAUUUCGGAAGUGCCGUCGUGUUCCGCUAUCCAUUUGAGAACGACAUUGUCCCUGCUUCAGGUAUCGUUGGCUCAGAUCCCUAUCUUGCCCCCGAGGUCUACGAUGAGAAGAAAUAUGACCCCCGCCCCACGGAUGUUUGGUCGCUGGCGAUCAUCUUCUGCUGUAUGACCUUGCGCCGGUUCCCAUGGAAGCAACCGCGCAUGACCGACAACUCAUACAAGUUGUUCGUUUCCAGCCCGACCCCGGGCACCCCGGUUCCCGAACCUGACAACCGCCGUCGGCCCAAGUCGACACCCGAUCUUCCUUCCCAAGGCCACGACAAUAAACGUUUGACUCCUCGCUCGAGCGGACCUUCCGAUCAGUCUGGAUCGGAGCAGAAUGGAAACGGGAAUGAAAACACAGACGGAAACAAAGCAGAGCCCUCUCAGAAGGACGGUGAUCGCUCUCCCGAUGCUGCUCAAAAACAGAUCAGCGAAACCAGCAACAGCCCCCAUGAGCGGCCCACCCGCACGACCAGCAAAGAGGCACCACCUCCUCUUCCCACAUCAUCCCAGAAUUCUGGGCAGCGCCAGGAAGUCAUCAAGGGCCCGUGGCGACUUCUCCGGAUCUUGCCGCGGGAAAGUCGGUACAUCAUUGGCCGCAUGCUGAAGACCAACCCGAAAAACCGAGCGACACUCGACGAGGUAAUGUCGGAUGAAUGGAUAAAGAACAUUCAUGCAUGUCGACAGGAUGGGACUGGUGAAAUCAUCAGUGCCCCCGGUCACACUCACGUCCUCGAGCCCCCCGCCCAAAGCCCUGCCGUGGCCAGCAAAGCUACGAGGGCUAAAUAA